Molecule: messenger RNA, 980 nt
Organism: Dinoponera quadriceps
Lineage: Eukaryota; Metazoa; Arthropoda; Insecta; Hymenoptera; Formicidae
Product: mitochondrial inner membrane protease ATP23 homolog
Exons: 6
Coding region: 120-902 (260 amino acids)
Biological process (GO): mitochondrial protein processing; mitochondrial proton-transporting ATP synthase complex assembly
Cellular component (GO): extrinsic component of mitochondrial inner membrane
Molecular function (GO): metalloendopeptidase activity
Source: RefSeq, a predicted model, not a curated record
GUUCAGUUCAGUACAAUGCAGUUCUCAUGCAGCGAAAACGAACAAAUUUCGUGACAUAACCGCGUCAUAACCUCAAGUCUGAAAAAAGAUUUGUGCUACGUUAAGACGAGGUUACGGCGAUGAUAGGCAAGAAUGAAAAGACAGAAAAAAAGAAAAAAGAUGAGAAUGAUAUUGCCGAAAAUGUAUCAACGAAUGAAUCAAUCGAUGAUCAUUCAUGGGGAAUGGAUCUGUAUCCUGAGAGAAGAGGAGCAAAAUUAAAACGUAGCUGGUUCAAGACAAUGAUAGGCUUGGAAGGACGAGAAUCGUUAGACAAUGUUAGAUGCGAAACUAAUGUAUAUUAUUGUAUAAAAAAUAGUCCUAUAGUGAAACUUAUGGUAGCAGCAUUGAAGAGCUCAGGAUGUGAAAUAGAUAUUCGGCGACAUAUCUCCUGUGAAGUAUGCGGUCCAUAUGUAACUGGUGGAUACGAUGCGGAAUUAAAUCAGGUUGUUAUCUGCCAAAAUUCAGCUGUCAGCAAAGGAGCAGUGCAGGCUAAUCUUUUACAUGAGAUGAUUCAUAUGUUCGACUACUGCCGCAACAAGUUGGACCUGAAAAACAUUGAUCACCUGGCCUGUACAGAAAUCAGAGCUGCAAGUAUCGGUCAUUGCAGUUUCUUGGGCUCAUUGGUUCAUGGAUACUCAUCUUUUACUAAUAUAAAAGCGACGCAUCAGAAUUGUGUCAAGAGCAAAGCUAAGCUGUCGGUACUCGCUGCGCAUAAAGUAACACCAGAAGAAGCAGAAGCGGCCAUAGAAAGAGUAUUCACCAAAUGCUACAAUGAUCUGGAGCCAAUCGGCAGAAGAAUUCGUAGAAAUUCGGAUGAUAUGACGAAAGCAUACGCGGAAGCGUAUUUAUAUGGGUAUACAUAAAUAUAUAGAUUGUUUAUACAAUUAAAUUGUUGUAAACAAUUGUUGUAAUAUAUAUUUACCAGUAUUUACAUACUAUAA